Triplophysa dalaica is the source of this 5347-nucleotide messenger RNA. It is a transcript of the gene col2a1b, whose product is annotated as collagen, type II, alpha 1b. Lineage: Eukaryota; Metazoa; Chordata; Actinopteri; Cypriniformes; Nemacheilidae. The transcript is spliced from 54 exons. Bases 243 to 4601 code for a protein of 1452 amino acids. Gene Ontology annotation, cellular component: collagen type II trimer. The record is from RefSeq and is a predicted model, not a curated record. Gene Ontology annotation, molecular function: extracellular matrix structural constituent; protein binding.
AUUAGUUAAAAACAUGCGGAUCGAUCGAAGUGUUAUGGAGGUCUAUUAGUGCAUGAGCAAACAUCAAUCUUUGUUAGAGAUCGCAAACUUUUUUCCUACUAUGGUGAGGGGAAUGAUACCGGACUUUUAUAUAGUGGACCCGAGUUGGAUAAUAAAACAAGCAGAUUGACCAGGAGACAUUUGCAAGCAGGACUUCAAAGGACGUUUCAUAGAAGUUUUUAAGAGAGGAUCCAGGUAGCUGUAUGCAGGACGGACAGCGCUAUAGUGACAAAGAUGUGUGGAAACCGGAGUCGUGUCGUGUUUGUGUGUGUGACACGGGCACGGUCCUGUGUGAUGAAAUCGUCUGCGAGGAGCUGAAGGACUGUCCCAAACCCGAGAUCCCGUUUGGGGAGUGCUGCCCGGUCUGUGGCGCUGACCGGCCGUCCUCCUCCGGAUCGCCAGGUGUGAAGGGACAAAAGGGGGAACCGGGAGACAUAACAGAUGUGGUGGGGCCGAGGGGACAAGCCGGGCCUACAGGACCGCCGGGAGAACAAGGACCCCGGGGAGAGAGAGGAGACAAGGGCGAAAAGGGAAGUCCUGGUCCCCGUGGCAGAGAUGGUGAGCCUGGCAUCCCUGGAAACCCCGGACCCCCUGGACCCCCGGGGCCAAACGGACCCCCUGGCCUUGGUGGAAACUUUGCCUCUCAGAUGGCCGGUGGAUUUGAUGAUAAAUCUUCAGCACAAAUGGGCGUGAUGCAGGGACCGAUGGGACCGAUGGGACCACGAGGACCACCAGGCCCCAAUGGAUCUCCUGGCCCACAAGGAUUUCAGGGUAACCCCGGAGAGGCCGGAGAGCCCGGAUCAGCCGGCUCAAUGGGUCCCCGUGGCCCUUCCGGUCCCUCAGGAAAACCUGGAGAUGAUGGGGAAGCAGGUAAACCUGGUAAAAGUGGUGAACGUGGACCUCUUGGACCUCAGGGAGCCCGUGGAUUUCCAGGAACACCAGGUCUACCUGGAAUAAAGGGACAUCGAGGUUAUUCAGGUCUUGAAGGUGCUAAAGGAGAAUCUGGAGCUGUUGGAGCUAAAGGUGAAGCUGGCUCGCCCGGAGAGAGUGGGGCUCCUGGACCAAUGGGUCCUCGCGGUCUGUCUGGUGAACGGGGACGUCCAGGACCCUCAGGAGCUGCUGGCGCUCGUGGAAAUGAUGGUUUGCCCGGUCCCGCUGGUCCUCCGGGUCCAGUAGGCAUAGUCGGCGCUAAUGGUUUCCCAGGAUCCCCUGGGACGAAGGGUGAAGCAGGUCCCACUGGUGCCCGUGGACCUGAGGGAGCACAAGGACCUCGUGGAGAGUCGGGCGUCCCGGGAGCUCCAGGGCCUUCUGGACUGUCCGGUAACUCCGGUACUGACGGCAACCCCGGCGCCAAAGGAUCGGUGGGCGCUCCUGGUAUUUCCGGUUCUCCUGGUUUUCCGGGUCCUCGCGGCCCUCCUGGACCUCAGGGAGCAACCGGUCCACUCGGACCAAAGGGACAGUCUGGUGAUUCAGGUCUGGCUGGGUUCAAGGGUGAAGCGGGUCCUAAAGGAGAGAUUGGUAAUGCUGGGCCUCAAGGUGCCCUGGGUCCGGCUGGAGAGGAAGGUAAGCGAGGACCCAGAGGAGAGCCCGGCGCUCUCGGACCCAUCGGACCAUCUGGAGAGAGAGGAGCUCCUGGUAACAGAGGUUUUCCUGGACAAGACGGUUUGGCAGGUCCAAAGGGCGCUCCAGGUGAGCGUGGAGCUCCAGGAGGAUCAGGUCCUAAAGGAGCCAGCGGUGAUCCCGGACGGCCUGGAGAACCCGGUCUGCCCGGUGCCAGAGGUCUGACGGGACGUCCCGGUGAUGCUGGCCCACAAGGGAAAGUUGGUCCAUCUGGAGCUCCUGGUGAAGAUGGCCGUCCCGGAUCCCUCGGCCCUCAGGGUGCACGUGGUCAGCCUGGAAUCAUGGGAUUCCCCGGACCCAAGGGUGCCAAUGGUGAGGCUGGGAAAGCGGGAGAGAAAGGACUCGCCGGAGCUCCUGGUUUACGUGGUCUGCCUGGUAAAGAUGGUGAGACGGGUGCUGGGGGACCUCCUGGACCAGCUGGCUCUGCAGGAGAACGAGGAGAACAGGGUCAGCCUGGACCUUCUGGCUUCCAGGGGCUGCCCGGUCCCCCUGGUCCCCCUGGAGAAGGAGGCAAACCUGGUGAUCAGGGUGUUCCAGGAGAAGCUGGCGCUGCUGGGGCCACAGGACCUCGAGGUGAGCGUGGGUUCCCGGGAGAGAGAGGAGGUGCAGGACCAGCAGGCCUCCAAGGGCCCCGCGGGCUUCCAGGAACACCUGGAUCUGAUGGAGCGAAGGGUGGUGUUGGUCCUGCUGGUCUUUCGGGUGCUCAGGGACCACCGGGUCUGCAGGGAAUGCCUGGAGAGAGAGGAACACCCGGUGUGUCUGGACCAAAGGGUGACAGAGGAGACAAUGGUGAGAAAGGACCUGAGGGAGCACCUGGAAAAGAUGGUGCAAGAGGUUUAACUGGUCCUCUCGGUCCUCCUGGUCCCGCUGGACCCAACGGUGAGAAGGGUGAAUCUGGACCCAUGGGACCCUCUGGAGCUGCCGGUAGCCGCGGAGGUCCUGGUGACAGAGGAGAGACCGGUCCUCCUGGUCCUGCUGGUUUUGCUGGUCCACCUGGUGUAGAUGGACAGCCUGGUAUCAAAGGGGAACAGGGUGAGGGUGGACAGAAGGGUGACGCUGGUGCUCCUGGACCUCAGGGACCCUCUGGAGCUCCAGGUCCUCAGGGACCAACUGGUGUUUCUGGACCAAAGGGGGCUCGUGGUGCUCAAGGACCUCCUGGUGCUACGGGUUUCCCUGGAGCUGCGGGUCGAGUUGGACCACCGGGUCCCAAUGGUAACCCAGGUCCCGCUGGUCCUGCUGGUCCUCCAGGUAAAGAUGGACCGAAGGGUGUGCGUGGUGAUGGUGGUCCACCUGGAAGACCGGGUGAUGCUGGUUUACGUGGACCGGCCGGUCCCCCAGGCGAGAAGGCAGAACCCGGUGAAGACGGUCCUCCUGGUCCAGAUGGUCCAUCGGGUCCAGCAGGUCUGGCUGGACAGCGUGGUAUCGUUGGACUUCCAGGACAGCGUGGUGAAAGAGGUUUUCCUGGUUUACCUGGACCUUCUGGGGAACCCGGCAAACAAGGGGCUCCUGGUGGACCUGGAGACCGCGGACCUCCUGGACCUGUAGGAUCUCCUGGACUCACGGGACCUGCUGGAGAACCUGGUAGAGAGGGAAAUCCAGGAUCUGACGGUCCUCCAGGCCGAGAUGGUGCUCCAGGAAUUAAGGGUGAUAGAGGUGACACCGGUCCAGCAGGCUCUCCUGGCGCUCCUGGUGGUCCUGGUGCACCUGGUCCGGUUGGACCCACGGGUAAACAGGGGGACAGAGGAGAGGCCGGACCAAAAGGACCUGCUGGACCUUCUGGACCCGCUGGAGCUCGAGGAAUGCCUGGACCACAAGGGCCGCGGGGAGAUAAGGGAGAGGCUGGCGACACAGGCGAUAGAGGACAGAAAGGACACAGAGGAUUCACCGGUCUUCAGGGUCUGCCAGGGCCUCCUGGCCAGCCCGGUGACCAGGGUGCUACUGGACCUGCCGGACCUUCCGGAGCAAGAGGUCCCCCAGGCCCUGUUGGUCCAUAUGGAAAAGAGGGAACAAAUGGCUCGCCUGGACCCAUUGGACCCCCUGGACCUCGUGGUCGUUCUGGCGAGAACGGGCCAGCCGGUCCCCCUGGAAACCCCGGACCCCCAGGUCCUCCUGGCCCAGCAGGGCCUGGUAUUGACAUGUCUGCAUUUUCUGGUCUGCCUCAACCUGAGAAGGGUCCAGAUCCAUUGAGGUACAUGAGGGCAGACCAAGCGGCAGAAGGAACACCACAGCAUGACGCAGAGGUAGAUGCUACUCUGAAAUCCCUGAACAACCAGAUGGAGAACAUCCGCAGCCCUGAUGGUACUAAGAAGAACCCUGCCCGCACCUGUAGGGAUCUCAAACUCUGUCAUCCCGAUUGGAAGAGUGGUGAGUACUGGAUCGAUCCAAACCAGGGCUGCACGGUUGAUGCUAUCAAGGUGUUCUGCAACAUGGAGACGGGUGAGACCUGUGUGUAUCCAAAGCCCUCAAACAUACCACGCAAGAACUGGUGGAGUAGCAAGGGUACAGAACGAAAACAUGUGUGGUUUGCAGAAGCCAUGAAUGGUGGAUUCCACUUCAGCUAUGGAGAUGACAAUCUGGCAGCGAAUACAGCCAGUAUUCAGAUGACCUUCCUGAGACUUCUGUCCACAGAGGCUUCGCAGAACCUCACGUACCACUGCAAGAACAGCAUCGCCUACAUGGACGAGGCCAACGGCAACCUAAAGAAGGCUUUGCUGCUGCAGGGCUCCAAUGAUGUGGAGAUCAGAGCUGAGGGUAACAGCCGCUUCACGUACACUGUUCUCCAGGACGACUGCACGAAACACACAGGACAAUGGGGAAAGACGGUGAUCGAGUACAAGUCACAGAAGACUUCACGUCUACCCAUCGUGGACAUCGCCCCUAUGGACAUCGGAGGAGCAAACCAGGAGUUUGGUGUGGAUGUGGGAGCAGUGUGUUUCUUAUGAAGACAAAGCAGCGUAGACUGCACUCGGUCCGGAAUGAGAGAGAACAGACGAGAGACUCAUCCAGACCUCGCUCAUCUCUCUGAGAACAUUACAUUACGCCAGUGACAAAGACGACAUCUUGGGUUUAUUUAUUUAUUGUUAAGGUGCUAUUCCCCCUGUGCAUUUGAUUCAAGUAUUGUACGAGAGUGAGUGACCUACCUAGUAUCCCUUUCCCAUCUUCAUCUAUCAACAGGCCCAAAAGCAAACGCUUUUUAUCUUUAGCUUCACCGCGUAUGUUUGUUCUGUUGUGCAUUACGAUGGUGCUACUCUCUUUCCCAAACGACGGGAUAGAUCAAUGACAUGAUAGAUGUCUUUCUUACACUCCCUACAGCCCUACUAUAUUCAGUGUUUCAAUUGUUUCUAGUAAGCUACCUCAUGCAGGACGAAACCAUCAGCAAUGGACUAUAACAUCAGCACUGGUCAGAUGGUCCGAGAUAGAAGAAGAUCAGUUCUCAUCUGCUGCAGGCUCCUGUAUAUGUGAUCGUGGCAAAGUUGAGGGUUAUUUUAGUCUUUGGGAUUUGUGGUUUUAUUAAAUGUAAAUGUAAUUGAACGAAAAUGUAGAACCCACCUAUUGCUUUUGUUGUUGUUGUUGUUUUUUAGAUGCACUCUUUAGAAAUAGGGUACAAGCCAGCUACUCCUGCACAUCAACCCAUCAUGUUUUGUGAAUUAGUUUUCUUCUGAAAUUAAAGGAUUUUAGUUCAGACUCA